AUGCUUCUCCUACCUGCGGCUCUCCUCGCUCUGGUAUCUGAAGUGGCGGCAGACCAACCGCUGGCCACGGCGAUCAAGAAGCAGCUGCCAAAUCCAAACGAAAAGCUGUUUCCCGACCACCUCGCUUUCGAACCCCUCCAACGAUUGACCCCCAUCGAGGCGACGAACUUCUGGCUCGACGGCUACGACGAUGAAGACGCCCCCAGCAACUCCACGAAACGCUACCGCCCUGCAUUCUCGAAUCACUUGCACGAUUCAGAAGAGAAUCUGCUGCGUCGCGCUGCAGAUGUGCUAGCCAUUCUCCAGAACCGAGCAGGGUGCCCCUCCGGGAUGGAGAGCUGUUCAGACAUUGGCGCGCCUAACAAGUGCUGCCCAGACGGAACAUACUGCACCGAUGUGUCGGAUUCGGCUGCUGGGCAGGUUGCCUGCUGCCCUACCGGGGCCACAUGCGGAGGAGGAGUCGGCAACUGUCCAGGAGAUGCCGUGAGCUGCCCAGCGGAUCUUGGCGGCGGCUGUUGUAUCGCAGGAUAUGUCUGCGAGGGGAUUGGAUGCGUUCUGAGUGCUUCAGCCACUGGACUUCCGUCCUCGACAACUCCGCCGCCUCAAAGCACCACCAGCCAGACACACACAACUGCCGCUUCAGGCUCGGGCUCUGGGACCGCAACGGGAGCAGCGCCAUGGAGGCCCACGGAUGCCACAUCCAGCUCGUCUUCCUCCUCAACCACUUCAGCUUCUCGCUUGACUACAUCUCCACCGGGCGAGACCCAGACUGGCUGCCCAACCGGCUUCUACGGCUGCCUCGCCACUCACGGAGGCGGUUGCUGCCGCACCGACCGCGAUUGCCAGACGCUCUCCUGCCCGGCGCCAUCUUCAACCAUCAUCUCUCAUGGCGUCACCGUCGUUGUCCCGGCAAACGACGUGCCGACCUCAACUGCAUCGGACGAGUGCGCGAGCGGCUGGUUUCUCUGCGGAAAGGACGCGGGAUCGGUGGCUGGAUGCUGUCCCAGCGGAUACAAAUGCGGCACCGCGAGCUGCUUUACUUCCUCGGCCUCGGAGACCAAUUCUCUACAGAAGCAACAACCAGAACCGGAGGCGCCAAACAAGAACGCAGCUGCCGGAUCGAUCCCUCGCAACAAUUGGCUUGCUCUGGGUGGCAUUGCGGGAAGCCUCUUUCUUAUCUUUGGUAGUAUCUUAUAA
Molecule: messenger RNA, 1197 nt
Organism: Trichoderma aggressivum f. europaeum
Lineage: Eukaryota; Fungi; Ascomycota; Sordariomycetes; Hypocreales; Hypocreaceae
Exons: 3
Coding region: 1-1197 (398 amino acids)
Source: RefSeq, a predicted model, not a curated record